Molecule: messenger RNA, 1775 nt
Organism: Plutella xylostella (diamondback moth)
Lineage: Eukaryota; Metazoa; Arthropoda; Insecta; Lepidoptera; Plutellidae
Source: RefSeq, a predicted model, not a curated record
UCAGACGAAUCAUCGUUUCGCCUUCUGAGAGACCGAGUCAAUAAAACCGAGCGACAUUGUUUCUCAGCCUAUAUUUCAAACAUUGAAAAUUCUAUUAAAACAAACCCUAAGGCAUUCUGGUCGUACUUAAAAAGUAAAAACAAUAAUAGUACAUUUCCCUCUUCCAUGUCUCUUGAUGGUGUAACUUCUGACACUGGCCAAGGUAUUAGCGAACUUUUUUCAUCAUACUUUCAGUCAACUUUUUUGAACCACUGUAAUAGUAAUAUUUCCUCUAGCAACGCUAAACAGAACUUAUUUAAUAAUAUAGCCCCCUCUAACUCAAAUUGCGAUAUUGGCUCAGUGGAAAUCAAUGCAUCUGAGGUUGAGAGACUACUGCGUUCAUUAGAUCUGACCAAAUCUGCAGGGCCUGAUACCAUACCAGCCGUUUUCUUAGUAAAUUGUGCAUCUGAAUUAAGUGUACCGGUUGCAUUACUCUUCCAACGCUGUAUCAAUGAAGGUAUUAUGCCGUCUCGCUGGAAAGCCGCCUUUAUUUCACCAAUUCAUAAAAAGGGCUCCAAAGACUGCGUCGAGCACUACAGACCUAUAUCCAAACUGUGUCUACUGUCUAAGAUCCUGGAGCGCAUUAUCUACACGCAGCUCUACAGCGCUCUGAAGCAUACGUUUAGUCCAGCCCAACACGGUUUUCUAAAACAAAGAUCCACGGUCUCUAACCUUUUAAUUUUUAGUGACUUUGUUACAAGUAAUAUGGAUAACGGUGAUCAAGUCGACGCAAUAUACACUGUUUACAGUAAAGCCUUUGACCGAAUAGACCACUGUUUACUCCUGAACAAGCUUCAUCUUGCUGGCAUUAGAGACGACAUGAAAGUAUUUAUGGUCGUCAAUAAUGCUGCUGAUGCCUUAUGUCUGCAAGAGGAUCUAUGUAGACUUGACCGCUAUUGCGUGAGUAACAAGUUAGACCUAAAUGUCGCCAAGUGCUACUGUGUUACCUUUUCUAGAAAGAGACAUUUGUUCGAAGCUUCUUAUACAAUCAAAGGUCAAAACUUAGCAAGGGCGCUCUCAUCGCGUGAUUUAGGUGUCACCUAUGAUAGUAAAUUACUAUUUGAUCAGCAUAUUGACCAUAUUGUAAGUAAAGCGUCCAAAUCUCUUGGUUUUAUUAUGCGAGCCUCUAAGCCUUUUAAAUCAAUGAAGACUGUAAAGCUGCUGUAUUGUGCGUAUGUUCGAAGUCAUCUUGAAUAUGCCAGCCAGAUUUGGAACCCUCAAUACGAUGUUUACAUAAAUAGGCUGGAGAAGAUACAGAGGAAGUUCACACGCUACAUCGGAUUUAAAUUUAAGAUUCCCUACACCGACUACGAACACCGCUGUGAACGCCUCCAUCUCCUUCCCCUUAAACUCCGUAGGACAGUAGCAGACGUUAUUUUCCUUUUUAAAAUAAUUAGAGGUUACGUAGACUGUCCGGAGCUGCUCCAGAUGGUAAACUUCCAUGUCCCAACCAGACCAUCCAGGAAAUUUAAAACCCUCCACAUACCUGCUUGCAGCACUAAUUUCCGUCAAAAUUUCUUUUCCUUACGAGCAAGUAAUGCAAUUAACAGUCUCUGCAACUCAAGCGAGGUCGAUAUAUUUGGCAGUAGUUUGGAAACGGUCAAAGCAAUUUUUAUCCGCAAUUUCGUGUCGUCUUUGGCGUAGCGGCAGUAGUAGUGUAUUAUUAUUAUAUUAUUAAGCCGUGCACGUUGCUUUGUAUAAAUGUUUCAUGUCAUUGUAUAGGUAAGUAUUUGGUA